Messenger RNA from Meriones unguiculatus (Mongolian gerbil), 2601 nucleotides. Its product is annotated as polyadenylate-binding protein 1-like. NCBI's taxonomy places the organism in Eukaryota, Metazoa, Chordata, Mammalia, Rodentia, Muridae. The transcript has a single exon. The record is from RefSeq and is a predicted model, not a curated record. Gene Ontology annotation, molecular function: poly(A) binding; poly(U) RNA binding; mRNA 3'-UTR binding. The coding region runs from base 191 to 2086 and encodes 631 amino acids. Gene Ontology annotation, cellular component: ribonucleoprotein complex; nucleus; cytosol.
GCACGCACUGCGCAGGCGCGCGGCCUCUGUGGUCCCGGGGCUCUGCAGCCGUUGGGGAGGUUUCCAUCCCUUUGGUUUUUGACCCUCUGCGCUUGCCCGCUCCGCCCCUGCCUCCACCCCAGCCCAGCGCUGGCCCCGCUCCUCUUGCAGGAAGGUGCUGGCCUGCGGCCCCAAGGGCAGCAGUGUCCAGAUGAACUCCAACGCCCCAGGCUGCCCCAUGGCCUCGCUUUAUGUGGGGGACCUGCAUCCCGAUGUGACCGAGGCGAUGCUCUACGAGAAGUUUAGCUCGGCCGGGCCCAUCCUUUCCAUCCGGGUGUACAGGGAUGUGAUCACACGACGCUCCCUGGGGUACGCUUCCGUGAACUUCGAGCAGCCUGCGGACGCGGAGCGUGCUUUGGACACCAUGAACUUCGAUGUCAUCAAGGGCAAGCCUGUCCGCAUCAUGUGGUCUCAGCGUGAUCCGUCGCUACGCAGGAGUGGAGUAGGCAACGUCUUCAUUAAAAAUUUGAACAAGACCAUCGACAACAAAGCGCUGUACGAUACAUUUUCUGCUUUCGGCAACAUCCUUUCCUGCAAAGUGGUCUGCGACGAGAACGGCUCCAAGGGCCACGGGUUUGUGCACUUCGAGACGGAGGAGGCGGCGGAGAGGGCCAUCGAGAAGAUGAACGGGAUGCUUCUGAACGAUCGCAAAGUGUUUGUGGGGCGGUUCAAGUCUCGGAAAGAACGGGAGGCCGAGCUUGGAGCGAGGGCCAAGGAGUUCACCAACGUUUACAUCAAGAACUUCGGGGACCUCAUGGAUGACGAGACCCUGAAUGGCCUCUUCGGCAGGUUUGGACAGGUUCUAAGUGUGAAGGUAAUGACCGACGAAGGCGGGAAAUCCAAGGGCUUCGGGUUCGUCAGCUUCGAAAGGCACGAAGACGCCCAGAGAGCGGUGGAGGAGAUGAAUGGAAAGGAGCUCAAUGGGAAACCCAUUUACGUCGGUCGCGCUCAGAAGAAAGGGGACCGGCACACAGAGCUCAAGCGCAAAUUUGAACAGGUGACCCAAGACAGAAGUAUCCGGUACCAGGGCAUUAACCUUUACGUGAAAAAUCUUGAUGACGGUAUCGACGACGAACGCCUCCAGAGAGAAUUUUCCCCGUUCGGAACAAUCACCAGUACAAAGGUUAUGAUGGAGGGGGGUCGGAGCAAAGGGUUCGGUUUUGUGUGCUUCUCCUCCCCGGAGGAGGCCACCAAAGCCGUUUCAGAAAUGAAUGGCAGAAUCGUGGCCACGAAGCCACUGUACGUAGCUUUGGCCCAGCGCAAAGAAGAGCGCCAGGCUCACCUCACCAGCCAGUAUAUUCAGAGAAUGGCGAGCGUGCGAGCCGUGCCGAAUCCCGUGAUCAACCCCUACCAAGCAGCACCUUCGGGGUACCCCGUGGCCGCAGUCCCACAGACUCAGACCUGCGCUCCGUGCUGCCCUACCCAGGUUGCUCAACCAAGGCCAAGCGCUCGCUGGACUGCUCAGGGUGCCAGGCCUCAUCCGUCCCCCAGUGUGCCCGGUGCGAUCCACGCAGCUGCUCCUAGAGCGUCAUUCGCUACCUUGAGACCAAGCCCUUCGCGUGUUCCUCAGGUGGCAUCAGCACAUCGCCUUACCAACACAUCAUCAGCCCAGACAGCGGGUCUACGGCCCGCCGCAGCUCCUUCCGCCGCAACUACUCCUGUUCAUUUGGUCCCACAAUAUAAGUAUGCUGCAGGAGUCCGGAACUCCCAGCAACAUCUCAAUGCCCCCCUGGCGCAACAGCCGGCUGUUCGGGGACAGGGUCAGGAACCUUGGACUGCUCCCAUGUUAGUAACUGGUCCCCAAGAACAAAAGCAAAUGUUGGGGGAAAAGCUGUUCCCUCUCAUUCAAGCCAUGCAUCCGACCCUGGCUGGUAAGAUCACGGGCAUGUUGCUGGAGAUCGAUAACUCGGAACCACUUGGUCUGCUUGAGUCCCCUGAGUCCCUGCGUUCCAAGGCUGACGAAGCUGUGGCUGUACUUCAAGCCCACCAAGCGAAAGAGGCUGCCCAGAAAGCCGUUAGCGGUGCCUCUGGUGUUCCAACUAUUUAAACUGACCAGAGACCUCGAAAAAGAAACUCACAAUUUGCAGAAGAAAAGUAUAUAAACGUUGAAAAAAAAAGUAAAUAUUAUUUUAAAAAAAUGGUAAAAUAUAAAAUAAAUAAAAAAAAGGAAAGGAAACUUUAAACUUUAUGUACUGAGCAAAAUGUCAGGUCUAGUGUUAGGCCUAGACUUACUUAAAAUCAGCAACCCCCCCAACAGAAACAGUAAGACGCUACAAACCAAUGUUUUGUAGACCCCAGGAAAAGCAUUUUCAGCCGAGUAGAAACAUUUAGAGCAUUCUUUUAAUUUUGUAAUUCUUUAUUGUUGAAUAGCUCAAAAUGUCAGUUCUAAUAGCAGAGUUGAUAACUGGGCAAGGAAACGAUUUAAAAUUCUUGCUUUAAUAAAAACUUACACAGUGGAAAAAAAAAUAUCAGGAGUUAUAUAGGUAGGGAUAAUGUGCUCUAUCAUUUUCUUUGUAUUGCUCUAUAUUAAAUUAUAUAUUAGAAUAAAGAACAACUAGAUGA